Molecule: messenger RNA, 1026 nt
Organism: Acyrthosiphon pisum (pea aphid)
Lineage: Eukaryota; Metazoa; Arthropoda; Insecta; Hemiptera; Aphididae
Product: HIG1 domain family member 1C
Exons: 3
Coding region: 243-497 (84 amino acids)
Biological process (GO): mitochondrial respirasome assembly
Cellular component (GO): mitochondrion
Source: RefSeq, a predicted model, not a curated record
UUGCACAAUAAAAGGCAAGUGGAAAUGCGUCACGCGCCUCGGUCAAACCUCAAACGACACUAUAUUAGUAUGUUACUAUAAUUGCUGUUGAGAAGACUGAAGUUUCAAGUUCACAACAUUAUGACCUAGUACAACUAGUACAAGUGAAGAUAUAAUUUCCUAGUUUAACGUUACCAGAACCACUAUUUGUUUAUUUUCAGAGAACGGAUACUUGUAAAUUUUAAGUUUGAAUAUUCAAAAUUAUGGAGGAAGAUAAUUCUUUUUCUAGCAGAUUCACCAAAAAGUCUCAACAGAUGCCCUUGUAUCCUGUUGGAAUAUUGGGAUUUGGAUUAGUAGCAGCUUAUGGACUAUACAAAUUUAAAUCUCGCCAGGGACGUACAUCCUUGUACCUUAUUCAAUUACGAUUAGCAGCUCAAGGAACAGCUGUAGGAAUCAUUGGAAUAGGUGUUCUAUAUAAUAUUUAUACUGAUAUAACUUCAAAAAAAUCUAAAAGCUGAAAUAACACGUUUGAUUUGUUAGUAAAAUGUUUUACCUAUUAAAUAGUAUCACUAUUAAUAAUAAUUUAAUUUGUUUUUGUGUAAAUUAUCGUUAUGUAAGUAUAUAACUAUAAUAUAGUGUACACUCAUUUUAUGUUUUUUUGUUUACUGAUCAAAAAUAGUAUUGUCUGUAUCUUAAUAAUUAUAAAACUUAAGUACUAUGAUAUUUUAUAAUUUAUAUGUAAACCUAUAGGUGUUAAUAUACUAUUAGAAAUAUUGUUGGCCAAUAUUGUAAAUUUGAAUCAAUUUAGGAAUGUACACAUAUGCGUAUAAAUUCUUAGAAAUUGUGACUUGUGAGUAUUGGAUAACUUAAGAUUGUUUAUAUUUUAUUUAUUUAAUUACAAUUAUUUCCAAUUUAAACAAGAAGAUGACUGCAAUUUUAAAUGGUUUGGAUAAAUUGUUAUUCUUGGCUAGUUUUUUGCAUUCUAUAGUUGUGUCAACAUUGGUAUAUCCAUUGAGUAGGUACCAUUACAAAUUACACUAUCCGAAA